AUGGGUGUGGUGCACGAAAUAAUCACUAACAACGAUGCACGUCCCGAUCAGAUGGAAUUGGCAAGGAAACUUCUUUCCGAGUAUGUAUCAGCAAUACGCGACUUCGACUUCAUGACCGAGAAGCAGAUGAAAGCAGAGCAAAACGGCACUCCAGAUCCUUUCCAGAUUACAACGAAAGACCUGUUGGGCUAUUAUCUCAUGAAUGACACGGAGCACUGCCUGUUGAAUGAUUCUCGCUGCCAGGGGAAAGUGUCUCGGCCCAGCGAACAACACUGGAAGAGCGACAAAUAUAUAUACAACAUUCUUCCUGGCUUUUCACGAGGCGAAUACAACACUCGAAUCGACCUGGCCAAUUUCUGGGAGAGGAUUACCAUGGGUCUGCUCGGUGGAUUGGCACUGAUUGGGCCCAUGCUGUUAAUGGUCUUGCACAAGGAUCUGCUUACUACUCUGGUUACGGCAAGCGUGUCGACCAUUUUGUUUGCAGUCGCCCUUUCGUUCUUUACCCAGUUGCAGGGUCAGACCGUCUUGGCUUCUGUUGCAGCUUAUGCAGCUGUAUUGGUGGUUUUUGUUGGCUCGAAUUCAUAA
This is a messenger RNA of Rasamsonia emersonii CBS 393.64, 585 nucleotides long. RefSeq lists its product as uncharacterized. The transcript is spliced from 2 exons. The record is from RefSeq and is a predicted model, not a curated record. Lineage: Eukaryota; Fungi; Ascomycota; Eurotiomycetes; Eurotiales; Trichocomaceae. The coding region runs from base 1 to 585 and encodes 194 amino acids.